Symbiodinium sp. CCMP2592 is the source of this 1839-nucleotide messenger RNA. Lineage: Eukaryota; Dinophyceae; Suessiales; Symbiodiniaceae. The record is from the annotation of a GenBank genome assembly.
AUGCCGCGUCCGACGUCUGCUCGGCCCGGGAAACAAGAGGAAGCACUAGCGGCGGCAUCGGACGAUGCAGCUGUGGCAGAGGACGUCACGGGGCUCUCCACGCAGCUGGCACGGACCCACAACACGAUCAUGCGCCGCCUGGACGUCCAGGAGGCGCUCCUGCGGCAAGCACUCUCGCAAGGCCUUCCGCGGUCUCCCGUCUUGCCCCGGCACGUCGAACUCGAGCACUAUCCAGAACGGCCAAAGCCGCAACGUCGACUGUCACGCCGGGACUCUCCAACACGCCGUGACUCUCCAAAGGCGAGUCCGAGCGAGGGCGAGGAGGAGGAAAGGGUUGACAAGAAGUUUUCGGCAAAAGGCUCCUCGAUUGUCCUCACCAGCUACACUGCGGAGGAUCUGGAGAAGAAAGAAAGCGCCGCGCUGCUCCACGCGCAGCACGCCAUGCGUAAGUUCGCCUCCAAGGUCUCCAGAGGUGUUCACCACGUGCAUCAGGGCGCCGACUCGUGCAUGAAGCGCGUGGCGCAACAUCACGCUUUCGAAGGUUUUUUCGCGCUGGUUGUGAUCAGCAAUGCAAUUUUCAUCGGAAUCGACGUGCACCAUUCAGUGACCUAUGAUGGCGAGCGACCGUUCAGCUACAAGGUGGUCCAGUACACCUACACGGUGCUUUUCUGUGGCGAGCUCAUGGUACGCAUGGUGGCCUUAAGAUGGCAGUUUUUUUGGUCAGAGGACUGGAUGUGGAGCUUGCUGGAUGUGUUCAUUGUGGUGACGUCCUUGUGGGAGGUCGCCGUCGAUAUUAUAUCGAUGGUCUAUCAAGAGAAUGGAGGCAUCGACUCAAUCUCAGGGCUGACGAACAUGAAGUCCUUCCGGAUCAUCCGACUCACUCGCCUGCUCAAAACCGUGCAGUUCGUGCGGAUCUUUCGCUUCGUUAUGGCCCUGCGGAUGCUUGUGACUUCGAUCAUCUCCACUCUGAAAGCCCUGUUUUGGGCAUUGAUUCUCUUGGGCCUCAUCGUUUAUGUGUUUGCGGUGUUGUUUACCCAAGCAGUUUACGACUACAACAAUGACAAUAACAUCACGGCGAUUGUUGAUCUGGACGAGGAGUUGGACUUCCUCGUUCCCACACUGGGUGUCCGUUUGCAGGAUGUGAAGUUCUACCAAAGUGCAAGCACUCGCUACUGGGGGUCCUUGGCGAAGAGCAUGCUCAGUCUCUUCAUGAGUAUCGCUGGGGGUGUGAGUUGGGAGGAGGCGGUGACACCUUUAGACAGGAUCUCAAGCAUCUGGACGUUCUGCUUUUUGUUCUAUAUAGCUUUUACGUAUUUUGCCGUCCUUAAUGUCGUGACCGGUGUGUUCUGUCAAAGCGCUAUAGAGAGCGCGCAAAAUGACCAUGCAAUGGUGGUUCAGUCCAUGAUAGAUAACAAGACCGCGCACUUGACAAAGAUCAAAGCGCUUUUCAGCGAGAUCGGUGGUGCAGAAGAGAGUGGCGUGCUCACCAUUGGUGUCUUCGAAGAGAAGAUUAAAACUCCAGCGGUGCGGCAGUAUUUCGAAGCAUUGGGCUUGGAUGUCUGGGAUGCGUGGUCAUUUUUCAAGCUGCUCGAUGUGGAUGGAGGUGGUGCCGUCGAGAUCGAAGAAUUCUUCUUAGGAUGCUUAAAAUUCCGGGGUGCCGCCCGGUCGAUGGAUGUGGGUAAGAUCCUCCAAGAUCAGAAAUGGAUGAUCAACAAUCAAGGCAAGUUUCAGGAAUACCUCCAAGAAGAGCUUUCCUUCGUUAAGGAGGAGUUACUGCUUCUCAAUGACGCCCUUUCCGCCAAAGGCGGCGAGCAGUCGACCUCAUUGGAGCCUCAGUAG